This is a messenger RNA of Pteropus alecto (black flying fox), 7219 nucleotides long. It is a transcript of the gene MAPK8IP3, whose product is annotated as mitogen-activated protein kinase 8 interacting protein 3. The transcript has 34 exons. Lineage: Eukaryota; Metazoa; Chordata; Mammalia; Chiroptera; Pteropodidae. Gene Ontology annotation, molecular function: MAP kinase scaffold activity; kinesin binding; JUN kinase binding. Gene Ontology annotation, biological process: vesicle-mediated transport. Gene Ontology annotation, cellular component: cytoplasm. The coding region runs from base 1760 to 5764 and encodes 1334 amino acids. The record is from RefSeq and is a predicted model, not a curated record.
UUCAUUUAGCCAGAGGAUACCCAAAGUAAUCUCAAAGGUUAUGGACUUAGAUUUUUUUUCAUUUAAAAAAACAAAGACUUAGCUUUGAGUAGAAUGAACAGGAAUAUGAGUGUUCUUUUCAAUUUCUGUAAGUUAAUGAUUCUUUUUUCUCUUCCACCACUUAUUUUCCUAAAGAACUGGAGAUAUUGAUCUUGCCUCUGAGUCGGCUUUGAAACUCUCCAGUGACAAGCCCUGUAAUGAGUAGAUGAGAUGCUGACCUAUUAGAAUUUGCCUAUAGAUUUAAGCUUUGUAGCAAAAGCACAAAUUGAACAUCUUGCCUUACAUGUUAGCUAUUUUCAUAUGUCCUAUGAGCAAACAAUAUCUUUAUGUGCCUGAUGUGGGUGCGGGGUGAUGAAAUUUCUCAGACUGCGCAUCUGGAGAGUUCCUUUACUGGACGCACCACAUUAUUCUGCCUGCUGGAUCAGGGCCGACUACCAGGACACCACUUCGGAAAGAAACCGGACAUGGGUUACCUGACGUCAUCUUCAUUUUUUCAUCUGAAAAUAUGUUUCAGAGUGCAGAACAUGUUACAAGAACUGGAUUAGGCUCUGGCAGCAUUACAUUACCUAUUUAUAACAGCCACUCCAGACGCAGAAUUCACACUACCGGUGACCCCUGAGCUGAAAGUGCUAGUCUUGGGUUCUUGGUGUCUUCAUGCCUGUGAAAGAAAACCCUCUGGAGCAACUCAUUUUAAAUUCAGGCCUCAAAAGUAUUUCCACAGAUCAGUUCCAAGGAAUACUAUCUCAGAAAGGAAGGGAGGAGCAGCCUGAGCAAAAGUCAGCCAAAACAGACUGCAGAAUCAGACCAGUGAAGGCUGCAGAUAUUUUAAUGAGUUUGUCUUAAAAAACUGAGAUUUAAAAUAAGCAGCUGAAAGUGGACGAAAUGAGAACCUACCCAAACUAGUACAAGAAAAUCAAAUGAGACAAAUAGAAAUUUAAAAUAUAACCACUUAAAUUUAAAACUCAAUGAACCGAAAGUGGGAAAUCUGAAGAUGUUACACAAAAUGCAGGAUAUCGAAGUGGACUAAGUGAAAGAACUUGUUACUGGAUUUAAGGAUGAAAUGGGCAACUUGCACUUAACUGGAAUUCCAGGAGAGAGUGGACGAUAGAGAGGCACUAUUUGAAGAGCAGAUCUGAAUGCUUACUGUGUGGGAGUGUGAGCUACUGUGUAGUAAAACUAUGAUGAUAAAUUAAAGAACACUUAAACAAAUCAGCACUAGGCACCUCUGGAGGGGAGGGGAGGCGCACGGGUGCUCGUGUAAGUCUGUGAACCGUACACAGUCAUCUAUACAUGAUUUUGAACAUAUCCUACGUCACUUUUAAAAAGUCUGGGUCGGUGUCUGGGAGCUGGCGGAAACUCGCUAAAGGUGACAAACCCUGACCGGAAGCGCUCCUUGCCUGGCUCCGCGGAGCUUGAGUCUCAGACACCAGCUUCCUCGUACGUCACGGCCCCUGCGACCCCUAGCGGCGCCUCAAGGCUGCGGCGAAACGGGCGGGCACCACCCCCUCGGCUCCACGGGUGGGACUUCCGGGUGGCGGGACUUCCGGCCGCUGAGUGACGGGCGCAGCAUCAGCACCAGCAGCUACGGCAGCAGCCGAACCCUGAGGCGACAGCGGCUGCGGUUGCAGCGGAGGCGACGGGCCGCGGCCUGCGGACUACGGGCAGCCGGGGCAGGCGCGCCGGCAGACAGUGGGCCGCGCUGGCGGCAGCGGUGGCCGCAAUGAUGGAGAUCCAGAUGGACGAGGGCGGCGGCGUGGUGGUGUAUCAGGACGACUACUGCUCUGGCUCGGUGAUGUCGGAGCGGGUGUCGGGCCUGGCGGGUUCCAUCUACCGCGAGUUCGAGCGCCUCAUCCACUGUUACGACGAGGAGGUGGUCAAGGAGCUCAUGCCGCUCGUGGUCAACGUGCUGGAGAACCUGGACUCGGUGCUCAGCGAGAACCAGGAGCACGAGGUGGAGCUGGAGCUGCUGCGCGAGGACAACGAGCAGCUGCUCACUCAGUACGAGCGCGAGAAGGCUCUGCGCAAGCAGGCCGAGGAGAAAUUCAUCGAGUUUGAAGAUGCCUUGGAACAAGAGAAGAAAGAGCUACAAAUCCAGGUGGAACACUAUGAGUUUCAGACCCGCCAGCUGGAACUGAAGGCCAAAAACUAUGCAGAUCAAAGACUAAAACAGAGGGAGUCAGAGAUGAAGAAGGAAUACAACGCUCUGCACCAGCGACACACAGAGAUGAUACAGACCUACGUGGAGCACAUCGAGAGGUCCAAGAUGCAACAAGUUGGGGGGAACAGCCAGACCGAGAGCAGCCUGCCCGGGCGGAGCAGGAAGGAGCGCCCCACCUCUCUGAAUGUCUUCCCCCUGACCGACGGCAUGGUACGUGCACAGAUGGGGGGCAAACUCGUGCCUUCGGGGGACCACUGGCACCUGAGUGACCUCGGCCAGCUGCAGUUCAGCUCCAGCUACCAGUGUCCACAAGAUGAGAUGUCUGAGUCGGGCCAGUCCUCAGCAGCUGCCACACCCAGCACCACAGGCACCAAGUCCAACACACCCACGUCCUCCGUGCCCUCGGCUGCAGUCACGCCCCUCAACGAGAGCCUACAGCCCCUGGGGGACUAUGGCGCUGGCACCAAGAACAGCAAGCGGACUCGGGAGAAGCGGAACAGCCGCAACAUGGAGGUCCAGGUCACACAGGAGAUGCGCAACGUCAGCAUAGGCAUGGGCAGCAGUGAUGAGUGGUCUGAUGUUCAAGACAUUAUCGACUCCACUCCAGAACUGGAUAUGGGUCGGGAGCCCCGCCUGGACCGCACUGGCAACAGCCCAACUCAGGGGAUCGUCAACAAGGCUUUUGGCAUCAACACUGACUCCCUGUACCACGAGCUAUCGACUGCAGGGUCCGAGGUCAUCGGGGACGUGGACGAAGGGGCUGACCUACUAGGAGAGUUCUCAGUGCGCGAUGAUUUUUUUGGAAUGGGCAAGGAAGUGGGGAAUCUGCUGCUGGAGAACUCACAGCUUCUGGAAACCAAAAACGCUCUGAACGUGGUGAAGAAUGACCUUAUCGCCAAAGUAGACCAACUGUCAGGGGAGCAGGAGGUGCUGAAGGGGGACUUGGAAGCGGCUAGGCAGGCCAAACUAAGGUUGGAGAGCCGCAUCAAGGACCUGGAGGAGGAGCUCAGGAGAGUGAAGUCAGAGGCUAUCACUGCCCGCCGCGAACCCAAAGAAGAGGGGGAGGAUGUAAGCAGCUAUCUCUGUACAGAAUUGGACAAGAUCCCCAUGGCACAGCGCCGCCGCUUCACGCGGGUGGAGAUGGCUCGUGUGCUCAUGGAGCGCAACCAGUACAAGGAGCGGCUGAUGGAGCUUCAGGAGGCUGUGCGGUGGACCGAGAUGAUCAGAGCAUCCCGAGAGCACCCAUCUGUACAGGAGAAGAAGAAGUCCACUAUCUGGCAGUUCUUCAGCCGCCUCUUCAGCUCCUCGUCCAGCCCCCCUCCGGCCAAGCGGUCCUACCCUUCAGUGAACAUUCAUUAUAAGUCGCCCACCACAGCGGGCUUCAGCCAGCGCCGAAGCCAUGCCCUGUGCCAGAUCUCAGCGGGCAGCCGGCCCCUGGAGUUCUUCCCUGAUGAUGACUGCACCUCCUCUGCCCGGCGGGAGCAGAAGCGAGAGCAAUACCGCCAGGUGCGCGAGCACGUGCGCAACGACGACGGGCGGCUGCAGGCCUGCGGCUGGAGCCUGCCGGCCAAGUACAAGCAGCUGAGUCCCAAUGGGGGCCAGGAGGACACCCGGAUGAAGAACGUGCCUGUCCCUGUGUACUGCCGCCCUCUGGUGGAGAAGGACCCGACUAUGAAGCUGUGGUGUGCUGCGGGUGUCAACUUGAGUGGGUGGAAACCGAGCGAGGACCACACCGGUAAUGGAGUCAAGCCUGCACCAGGCUGCGACCCUCUGACCUGCGACCGGGAAGUGGAAGGAGAAGCCAAGAGCAACCACACGUCCCCCGAGAAGAAGAAGGCAAAAGAGCCUGAGACUGACGCCACCUCCAGCCGUGUGUGGAUCCUCACCAGCACCUUGACCACCAGCAAAGUGGUGAUCAUCGAUGCCAACCAGCCAGGCACCGUCGUAGACCAGUUCACUGUCUGCAAUGCCCACGUUCUAUGCAUCUCCAGCAUCCCUGCGGCCAGUGACAGUGACUACCCUCCGGGGGAGAUCUUCCUGGACAGCGACAUGAACCCUGAGGACUCUGGUACGGACGGAGUGCUGGCCGGCAUCACCCUGGUAGGUUGUGCCACUCGCUGCAACGUGCCACGGAGCAACUGCUCCUCCCGAGGGGACACCCCAGUGCUGGACAAGGGCCAGGGGGAGGUGGCGGCUGUCGCCAAUGGGAAGGUCAAUCCAUCUCAGUCCACGGAGGAGGCCACGGAGGCCACAGAGGUUCCUGACUCUGGGCCCAGUGAAGCAGAAGCAGCUGCAGUGCGGCCUGGGCCCCUCACGGAGCACGUCUUCACCGACCCUGCCCCUGCCCCACCCCCCAGUGCCCAGCCUGGCAGUGAGAACGGGCCAGAGGCCAACACGUGUGGAGUACAGCCUGAGCCAGAGCCUAGCGGAGACCCCGAGGGGGCCAGCAGCAGUGCUGCGCCCACCAUGUGGCUGGGAGCUCAGAAUGGCUGGCUGUACGUGCACUCAGCUGUGGCCAACUGGAAGAAGUGUCUGCACUCCAUCAAGUUGAAGGACUCCGUGCUGAGCCUGGUGCAUGUGAAAGGACGAGUGCUGGUAGCUCUGGCAGAUGGGACUCUGGCCAUCUUCCACCGAGGCGAAGAUGGCCAGUGGGACCUGAGCAACUAUCACCUGAUGGACCUGGGCCACCCACACCACUCCAUCCGUUGCAUGGCCGUUGUGUACGACCGCGUCUGGUGCGGCUACAAGAACAAGGUGCAUGUCAUCCAACCCAAGACAAUGCAGAUCGAGAAGUCAUUUGAUGCCCACCCACGGCGGGAGAGCCAGGUGCGGCAGCUGGCAUGGAUUGGUGACGGAGUGUGGGUGUCUAUCCGCUUGGACUCCACGCUGCGGCUGUACCAUGCCCACACGCACCAGCACCUGCAGGAUGUGGACAUCGAGCCCUAUGUCAGCAAGAUGCUGGGCACGGGCAAGCUGGGCUUCUCCUUCGUGCGCAUCACUGCCCUGCUCAUUGCUGGCAACCGCCUCUGGGUGGGCACCGGCAACGGAGUUGUCAUCUCCAUCCCACUGACCGAGACCGUGGUCCUACAUCGAGGCCAGCUCCUGGGGCUCCGAGCCAACAAGACAUCCCCCACAUCUGGGGAGGGGGCCCGCCCAGGGGGCGUCAUCCAUGUGUACGGUGACGACAGCAGUGACAAAUCGGCCAGCAGCUUCAUCCCUUACUGCUCCAUGGCCCAGGCCCAGCUCUGCUUCCACGGGCACCGUGAUGCUGUCAAGUUCUUUGUCUCAGUGCCAGGGAAUGUGUUGGCCACUCUCAAUGGCAGCGUGCUGGACAGCCCAUCUGAGAGCCCUGGGCCUGCCGCCCCCGCCUCAGAUGCAGAGGGCCAGAAACUGAAGAAUGUGCUGGUGCUGAGCGGUGGGGAGGGCUACAUUGACUUCCGCAUCGGUGAUGGAGAAGACGAUGAGUCGGAGGAGAAUGCAGGAGAAGUGAGCCAGGUGAAGCCCAUGCUGUCCAAGGCCGAGCGCAGCCACAUCAUUGUGUGGCAGGUGUCCUACUCCCCCGAGUGAGGCAUGGUUUCCACCGCCCCCUGCCUGAUGCCAUUGUGUACAUACACCCCACCCCACCCACCUGCCAUGACCUGCCCCUUAAGGCAGCCUGUCAGUCCCUCUCUAACCUCUCAACCUGCAGCUUUCACCUUAGGUCUGGCCCAGGAGCCGGCAGGGGGCGGUGAGCAGCAAAGCGGGUCUGGCUGGGUGGAGGAGGGCAGUGGGUAGGAGAGGCAGAACCUCUGGGGACACAGUUUUCUCAGCAGCUCUUGGCUAGGUUCUGAACCCAGAGUCCAGUUCCAGGGCACUACAGGGCCAGAAUGAAGCAGAGUCCCAGGGUGGGCUGGGCCGGGGCAGCCCCCCAGGUGGCUCCCAGAAAUACCCUGGUCUCCCCACUCCCAUCACUUACUCCCAGGACCCCCAGAGCAGUAAGCAGGGACUUCACCCCAUCAAGUCUCCCCACUCAAGCCCACUUGUCUUUGCCUGCUCUCCACAGGGGUAGGGGCCCUAAGGGAACCAGCCCAGCCUCUUGCCUUCCCUGGGUUCCCCAGGUUCCCCUCCCACCCAACCCCCUACCCCAACCUGGGAACUGGCAUGAAAGCACGUAACCAGGCUUCCUGGGGCAGCUGUUUGAGCAGACAGAUGCCCUCAUUCCACUCAAACCCCUUGAUCGUUCUAUAUGGCAGGCUCUCAUGGGCCCUCACUGACUCAUGUCCUCUCCCCCCUUCCUGGGCAGAAGACCCACCUUGUAGAAGCAGGCCCUGGAGCCCUGCCCCUCCUGGAAGCCCCUAGGGUGGAAUUUCUCAGGCUGCCAGGGCAGGCUCAGGCCUCAGAAAGAAGGGGAAGCCCCUGGCUUCUCCUGGGGUCAGUCCGAGGACACAGGCCUAGCCUCAGGGUGAUGGGGGAAGGUGUGCUCCAGGGCCUGCCUCCCAAGCAGUCUCCAAGGAGCUCAGCUCCCAAGACAGGCUACUAAGUGCCUUGGGCCGGUGGUGUGGCCUGCUCCUUUGAGGGCAACUGACAGGCUGACAGCAGAGGCCCUAAGGGCUAAGACAGGGGGCACCUCGCUUGGCUCUAGGAGCAUGUGCCUGCCCGCUUUGAAAGGUAUGGCCCUGGACUGCUGCCUCCCCACUUGCCCAGGCCUUAGUCCUGCUCUGAAAGGCACUAACCAGGACAGCCCCAGGCCCUGCUGUCCACCCACCUCCCACCAGAGAAGCACAGAUCUUGGGCAGCCAUCCCACAGCCCAGCCAGGCACUACUGCAGUCACGUGCCACUGCAGGCUUCUCCCCACCGCCCUGCCACUUUCCACUGUGAUGUACGUCAAUUCCUUUGUCUGUUCCCACAGGGCCAUAAAUGACUUGGGGGUUAUCUGGUUGGGUGCAGCUGGGGGAAGUGGCUGGGUGACAGUUCUCCUCAGGCUUUGGCCCUGCAAACAAACUCACGUAUCUGCUCUGUAUGUAAUAAAUGUCUUAACAUGG